AUGCCUGAUUCCUUGAAAUUGAAAUAUUUGAUGGCUGGAAUUAAGGAAUCAUUGGGAACACGUGUUGCGUUACAAGAUCCGAAAUCAACUGAAGCAUUCUUAUCAUUAGCACGAAAAAUUGAAGAUAUUUUUGCACUCAAACAAACCGAUCUUGAGACUAGCGCAAAUAAUACCUGUUUGAAUGUAACCGCUUAUCACAGUCAACCAAAUCAAACGAACUUCACACCAGCGUCGAACAAUAAUUUUCGUCAAAGCAACCCUCGAUAUUCAACCGCAUCCAAAAAUCGUCUAAUGUAUAAUCGAAACACAUCAAAUGGAUACAAUGGCAACCGGCAAAGCAAAUCUUCGAAGUAUACAAAGUCAACACAACGAUCGAAUGCAUGUUUUAACUGCGCACCGGUCGAUGGUGUUGCUUUCACGAAUUUAUAUAGCAAUCCAUCGACGUUAAACACAUCACUGCUUUACCUUGAUGUUCUUGUAAAUAAUAAACGANCGGUCGAUGGUGUUGCUUCCACGAAUUUAUAUAGCAAUCCAUCGACGUUAAACACAUCAUUGCUUUACCUUGAUGUUCUUGUAAAUAAUAAACAAAUGAAAGCAAUGAUUGAUACUGGCGCGAACCGAACAUUUAUUUCAUUACAAGCACUACCUAGACCACACACUCAACAAUUUAUCGAUAAACAACAGAGAAGUGCAUCUUUAGCUGACGGACACACAUCACUUUCUAUUUUAGGCACAUUAGAAUUAAGCAUUGAUAUCGGUGACAUGUCAACAAUUAUCAAAGGAUAUGUCAAACUCAUUAUCAAUGCUGAUGAACGAACGGUGACAAUGCAUGAUGAUGAUAAAUGCAUUACAACGACAUUUGAUGUUAAUCAACGCAAAAUUCGUUACCCAGCACGAACAAUUCGUCAGGUCUAUAUUCCACCGAAACGAGCAGUCUCAAUACCAGUCAACGUGAAAAUAUCGUCAGCCAAAGUUUUAUUUCGACCAUCCUUUCGAUUGGCGCGACAAUCACCAAUGAUAUUGUUAAACAACAUGGUCGUGGUGAAUCACCAAAAGUCACACAUUUCACUUUACAAUCCGACUAAAUAUUCGUACACGAUACCUGAGGGCAUCGUAGUAGGAACGACCACAGUUCCAACACUAUCUUUCAACAAAUGCUUAUCGAUCGAUCACGAAUUAGUCAACGGAUAUAUUACAAAGUUGACUCGACACGUUGCAGAUCCGAAACAAGCAGAUGAAAUUAAAAAUAUCCUUCACCACCACGAGAAACUCUUCGACACAAGCAAACCUGCGAAUGCUGUUAAUGUCAAACCACAUGAAAUCAAGACACUUGAUUAUCCUCCACCAACAUCACGACCAUACUAUUCAACGCCGCGAAAAGAAGAAGAAAUGUACAACAUCGUCCAAGACCUAUUGGAACACGGUCUGAUUCGGAAAUCAUACUCUCCAUUUGCAGCACCAGCAUUACUGGUCCCCAAACACGAUAGAACAUGGCGAAUGGUUGUCGAUUACAAGAAAUUGAACAACAUAACAAUCAAGGACAAUCAUUCGUUACCAAACAUGGAACAAAAGAUACGACGAUUGGGUAGAUCACAGCUGAACGAUUAUACGAAUGGAACGUGUUAG
Molecule: messenger RNA, 1626 nt
Organism: Adineta ricciae
Lineage: Eukaryota; Metazoa; Rotifera; Eurotatoria; Adinetida; Adinetidae
Source: the annotation of a GenBank genome assembly